This is a messenger RNA of Brachypodium distachyon (stiff brome), 2800 nucleotides long. Its product is annotated as acyl-CoA-binding domain-containing protein 5. The record is from RefSeq and is a predicted model, not a curated record. The transcript has 16 exons. Lineage: Eukaryota; Viridiplantae; Streptophyta; Magnoliopsida; Poales; Poaceae. Gene Ontology annotation, molecular function: protein binding. The coding region runs from base 422 to 2479 and encodes 685 amino acids.
AAUCAACACAGAAAUCUGAAGAAGGGAACAUCUGUAAAGUGUAAUUUUCUCAUCUCUCAUGAGUCGUGAGUGUAACAAGCAGCAGUAAAGUGAAUCACCUUUUCCUAUGGCUGCUGCUGCCACACCACACCACACACAAACUUUUCUACGGAGUACCACACAGUUGCAGUGCAGUGCAGUGCAGGGAGGAGGCCCAGUGCAGGCUUCACAGAGGCUUCUCGCCCCCUCCACCAUCCUUUUCACCCUUUUCUCACUCCGACGGAAGCCCAAUGUCGCUGUCGCCGCCGCUCGCCCGGUAGCUAGCUCCAUUCACACUACUCCUGCAGUCCCUGCUCCUCUUCUUGCUCCGGCUCCCAAGAACGAGUGAGAGGGGUUUAGCCGCUCUCUUUCUGGGGAUUUUUUUGGAGCUGAAGACGCCGCAAUGCCGAAGAUGUUCGGCUUCUCUCGUCGCCGGAUGAAGCUGGGAAGGUUGAAGGGCCAUCUACAUGAUCCUUUUCAUGGCUCCCGGAGUCCUGCCCGGCUCACCAAGAGGUCCAGUUACCCCAAUGGAGAGGAACCGGUGGCUACGUCAGUGAGUGGCCGCGCUGAUGAGAAUGCUUGGCGCUGCUCGUCUGAUACUUUUGAUCUUAGUGGCCGUGCAUUUGAGAACUCGGAGAAUUGGGCGGUGCUGUCAACGGAGGGGGAUAAACCGAGUCCUCGUUAUGAUCAUGCUGCAGCCAUGGUAGGGAGCAAAAUGAUAGUCUUUGGUGGUGAUUCCGGUCAUCAUUUGCUGGAUGAUACAAUGAUACUGAGCUUAGACAAGCUUACAUGGGAUUCCGUGGCCCCUAAAGUUCGUGUAUCACCAGGUCGACGCUCUCAGAAGUUUCGACCGUGUAAAGGUCAUUGUCUGGUUCCAUGGGGGAAGAACGUCAUUCUGGUUGGGGGAAAAAGUGAGCCAUCUUCUGACCGGAUAUCAGUAUGGACAUUCAAUACAGAAACUGAGAUCUGGUCACAUAUGGAAUCGAAGGGCGACAUUCCGGUUGGUCGAUGUGGCCAUACAGUGACUAGAGCAGGCCCUGUUUUGAUUCUCUUUGGGGGCGAAGAUGCAAAAGGGAAGAAACUACAUGACCUUCAUAUGUUUGAUCUGAAGUCUUUAACAUGGCUUCCUUUGAACUAUAAAGGUGCUGGACCUUCUCCAAGAUCUAAUCAUGUGGCUGCACUUUACGAUGAUAGAAUUCUUUUGAUUUUUGGAGGCCAAACAAAAUCCAAGACCCUGAAUGACGUUCACGCUCUAGACUUUGAAACAAUGGUAUGGUCAAGAGUGAAAACACAUGGUCAUCAUCCAUCACCUCGAGCAGGUUGCUGUGGAGCUCUCUGCGGGACUAAAUGGUAUAUAGCAGGGGGUGGAAGCAAGAAAAAGCGUCAUCCAGAAACUUGGGUCUUUGAUGUUCUAGAAUCCAGGUGGUCUGUUUGUGUAGUACCUCCUAGUUCCUCAAUUACUACCAAGAAAGGUUUCAGCAUGGUUCCUUUGUACUACAGGGAUAAGAUUGUUUUAGUUUCUUUUGGAGGAAACAGGAAGGAGCCAUCUGAUAAGGUCGAAGUACUAGUAGUUUUGCAAAAUGAGCAUUGUUUCAGCUGGCGGUCUGCCCCUGAUGCAGAACCCUUAAUGUAUGAGGAGUCUUCUCCUAGCUCAAAGGAACUCGCCGAUCACCUCAACAACUGUGAUCCUCUGUACUCUACUAGUUCUGUAGCAAGGCGCAGUCUCGCCACAACAGUGGAAAGCUCAUCUGGGAGGAAAUCCCUCCCUGAUUCAAUGCUGCAGCAUUCAAACCUGGGCAACUCAUCACUCCGCAGGCAGUUCCGUCAGGAGGAGGAAUGCAGCCUAGCCCAAAAACUGCAGAAGCCAAUCGAUGACGAUAAGUACAAGGACGUUGAUGAAUGUUCUGAGCUACCCUCGAUCGGUAACCAAAAACUACGGAUUGAUGCAUAUCCUUCUCCAGAUGCUGAUGCUAAAGCGAAGAGGUUGGGCAGAAGUUCAUCAGACAUUAACCAUCAAUAUGAUACAAAAAUCGCAAACCUGGUCAGGAGAAACAUGGCCUUGGAAGAGCAACUUUCAGCUGCAAUGGCAAGCAAAGACGAAGCGGAGAAGAACCUAUCUCUUGUCAUUGACAGCAAGGAAGACCUAGAGAAGAGGCUAGUUGAGAGAGACAGGGAAGUCGAGGCGCUGAAGGAGAAGGUGACGGGAUUUGAAUUGGCACAAGAGGAGUCGAACAACGCCACAAACACCGUCCAUGCUGACAAUGUGCGCCUCGAGCGAGAAGUGGCAUUCCUAAAGGCUGUAAUGGAUGAGACCCAGAAGGAGCUGCACUCGACUCGUGGAGUUCUAGCAGGAGAGCGUGCGAGGGCAUUCCAGCUCCAGGUUGAAGUGUUCCAUCUGAAGCAAAGGCUGCCGACGAUGGAUGGAAGGUCACCUACACCAAGAAAACCUCAGAAUCUCUAGGAUCCAGAGGCCAGGUGUCCAUGGUGAUGGAGUUUACCUAGCAUCCUGAUGUAAAUCAAUUGUUACCGUGUCUAUUUUUGUCCAUCAAAACAUUAGGGCAUGUUUGAUUGGCUACCGUGCGCUUCGCCCCACCUAGGUUAGCAGAAGUCACACUUGUAGUGGCAACCAAACCGGCCAAAGUGCGGUAAUGAACCAAACAUGCCUCAAGUAUCCAUAUGUCCUGAUCCAUCAUGGAAAUGAUUGUAUUGCUUGAUACAAAGGUUGUAACCUGAAAGAUAUUAUUGAAUAUUGACCCAAAUGGAUUGAUUUGUGCAACUGUCA